GAUUCCUUCAUCACCGGUGCUACUCCUACAAUCACUUAUCCUGGGGUUGAUUCACAGCACUCCUCGGGAACAGAAGGGCGCGGCCGGAUACGAUCGGAAGACGCAGAGGCUAAAAUUUUAACAACUGGACCUAAGUGUUAUUUAUGCACAGUGGAUUUUUAUUCAACUAUUGAUAUAAGGGCUAGCAUACCAGAUCCUAUAAAUUAGUGUCCUGCCUUGGAACUGUCUUGGCAAAUGAAGAAAUUCUUGGAGUAAGUGAACCUGGAGAACAUUCUUUCAUUAGAAUGGUAUGCUUUAGAUAUACAUGCCGUUCUGAGGUCUAGAAGAAAAACAUAAAUAAGAAUCACUCUG
Messenger RNA from Cuscuta campestris, 351 nucleotides. Lineage: Eukaryota; Viridiplantae; Streptophyta; Magnoliopsida; Solanales; Convolvulaceae. The record is from the annotation of a GenBank genome assembly.